Messenger RNA from Nicotiana attenuata, 543 nucleotides. RefSeq lists its product as uncharacterized. The record is from RefSeq and is a predicted model, not a curated record. The transcript has 2 exons. Bases 1 to 543 code for a protein of 180 amino acids. Lineage: Eukaryota; Viridiplantae; Streptophyta; Magnoliopsida; Solanales; Solanaceae.
AUGGAAGAUAUAUGGCAGAAUUUGAAGUGUGUAAAGGCAGCUCUGAAGCAGUUAAAUAGCAAAGAAUUCAUAAAUGUUAAUCAAAAAAUAAACAGUAUAAGAGAGGGACUGAAAGAAGUACAAGGAAUAAUGAAAGAUCAUAAUGCACCAUCAAGGCUAUUUGAAGAAGAGAAAGAGAUGCUAUAUCAAUUGGAGAAAUGGGAUAAAAUUGAGGAGUCAAUCUACAAACAGAAGUCAAGAAUACAAUGGCUACAACUGGGGGAUACCAAUAAUGCUUACUUCUUUGCAAGCAUGAAAAGAAGGAAGGCUCAGAACCAAAUCACAAGGCUCAUUGAUAGUAAGGGAUCCACAUGUGGAAGUAUACCUGUCAUACACCCUGGGAAGAUAAGGAAUGGACCAGUGUUAAGCAGGAAACAACAACUGGAACUCAUAGCUCCUUUUAAAAAUGAGGAUGUACUUGAAGCUCUCAAGAGUAUUGAUAAUAUGAAGGCACCCGGGGGAGAUGGUUUUAAUGCUUGUUUUUCAAGAGAACAUGGAAUAUGA